AUUGGCGGAGCCCGGUCACAUGACCGCAGCCGCCGCGCUGUAGUUUCAACGACAGCUGCCUGCCUGGGAGAACAGAGAGAGCGCGCAUCGCGACUGAAGCGCGAGAGGCGGCCGUGCCUUCAACGCUUCGCGUAAACUUUCCACAGCAUGGGAGACAAGAGAAGUCCUACAAGGCCGAAACGGCAAGCGAAGCCCUCCUCCGACGACGGCGGCUACUGGGACUGCAGCGUGUGCACGUUCAAGAACAGCGCCGAAGCGUUCAAAUGCAUGAUGUGCGAUGUCAGGAAAGGAACGUCAACGCGGAAGCCUCGUCCCGUUUCCCAGCUGGUAGCCCAGCAAGUCCCACAGCAGUUUGCUUCACCCACACAGCCCAAGAAAGAAAAAAAGGAAAGGACUGAGAAAGACAAGAACGAGAAGGAGCCGACGCUGAAAAAGAAUAGCCACAAGAAAAUGAGGCCCAGGUUAAAAAAUGUAGACCGGAGCAGCGCUCAGCAUCUGGAAGUGACAGUGGGAGAUCUGACGGUUAUCAUAACAGACUUUAAGGAGAAAACAAAGCCCUCCUCCAGUUCUUCCUCUAUCGCAACAUCUGGAGACCACCACAGCCAGAGCGGAUCCAACUCGGAUAACACGGAAAAGGAGAUCUCCAGAUCUUCAUCCCCACGAGGAGAAGGCUCCUCGAUCAACGGGGAGUCUCACUAGGAUUAUGAACGCUACUUCCAGUGUCCUGCGCUCAAUAUAUACAUUUAAUCCUGGACAGACACAGGAGCGAAUUUAUGUAUGCCAAGACUUACUAAGACACAGACUUAACCCAGCAAUAUAAGCCAUUUCUCACUACUACCACAAUUAUACAUCCCAGGAUACGGGUUGGCGAAAUUGUAGAUUUUGUAAGAAACUUUGAUGAUUACUGAACAAAUAGAAGAAAUAAAUUGACUGUGUUUUUAAUUUCUCUAUAGCACCAACAUAAUAUGUUAGUAUUACGAAUCAGAUUAGUGUUGUUUGUUUGGAUUUAGACAUUGACGCGCGGCCUUCUCUUUAAUUUUGUGGCAUAGUUUUGUAAUUUACAUCCCAAGAAUUAGGCUUGAAGCUGAAAAGGUUCUUGUGUUUAAAUGUGUGGAAUUAACUGGAACGUUUUUGCGAACGAAAUUUCCUUCGGCAUUAAUGCCGUUUCAGUCGCAGCGGUUGCAUAUUGUAACUUAAAUAUUCAUUAGGCGAGGGUUAAGCCGCCUAAUAAUAACUGUGACCGAAACUUCCUUUAUCGAUUGUUUUUAGCACCAGCUGGUACUCGGUAUGAUUUUAAGCAAAAAUUCAUUGUUUGAUUAUCUGUUUUUGUUCAUUUCAUAUUUUCGUCACUUUUCACGGUAGAUCGCAUCACGUGUGCGGCUAGUUGUUCUACCAGCAUUGAUUUGUGUUAAAAUGUCUUGAUAUAAUUCUGUUCAUUCUAAAAAAAAAAAAAAACAUUACAUUUAUGACUAAAAUUGUAAAAUGUAUUUGUAAGAUGUUGACUUCAUUGCCUUUAUGACGAACGGUGGUAUAUAAAUAUAUUGCAGUAUAGGAAAUAUCUCUUAAUAAAAUUUAAGGUUUAGA
This is a messenger RNA of Misgurnus anguillicaudatus (oriental weatherfish), 1584 nucleotides long. It is a transcript of the gene yaf2, whose product is annotated as YY1 associated factor 2. Gene Ontology annotation, molecular function: DNA binding; transcription coregulator activity. Lineage: Eukaryota; Metazoa; Chordata; Actinopteri; Cypriniformes; Cobitidae. Gene Ontology annotation, biological process: positive regulation of DNA-templated transcription. Gene Ontology annotation, cellular component: nucleus. The record is from RefSeq and is a predicted model, not a curated record.